Vigna radiata var. radiata (mung bean) is the source of this 2038-nucleotide messenger RNA. RefSeq names its product pyruvate kinase 1, cytosolic. Gene Ontology annotation, biological process: glycolytic process. Gene Ontology annotation, molecular function: pyruvate kinase activity; magnesium ion binding; potassium ion binding. NCBI's taxonomy places the organism in Eukaryota, Viridiplantae, Streptophyta, Magnoliopsida, Fabales, Fabaceae. The record is from RefSeq and is a predicted model, not a curated record. Gene Ontology annotation, cellular component: cytoplasm. The coding region runs from base 120 to 1748 and encodes 542 amino acids. The transcript is spliced from 17 exons.
AGAGCUACAAACAAAAAAGCGGUUUAAAAAGGCAUUAUAAGAGUGCAGCUUCUUGUGCUCAUACAACUUCAUCUUCUCCCCUCUCUGUCUGACUCUGUGUGCGUGGAAAAGAAGCGAAGAUGCAUUCCAGUCACUUACUUCUCGAGGAACCCAUUCGUAUGGUUUCCAUUCUCGAACCAUCUAAGGCCAGUUUCUUUCCCGCAAUGACAAAGAUUGUUGGAACGCUCGGUCCCAAAUCUCGAUCGGUCGAGGUUAUUUCUGCUUGUCUUAAAGCUGGAAUGUCAGUGGCUCGUUUCGACUUCUCUUGGGGCUAUCCUGAAUAUCACCAAGAGACUUUGGAGAAUUUGAAAACCGCUAUCAAAUCUACUAAGAAACUCUGUGCUGUAAUGUUGGACACUGUGGGAGCAGAGAUGCAGGUUGUUAACAAAAGUGAGAAAUCUAUCUCGCUACAGGCUGAUGCUCAGGUUGUUCUGACUCCUGACCGGGGACAAGAAGCAUCUUCACAGAUACUGCCUAUCAAUUAUGAUGGGCUGGCAAAGUCAAUGAAGAAGGGUGACACAAUUUUUGUUGGUCAAUACUUGUUCACGGGCAGUGAAACUACUUCUGUAUGGCUAGAGGUGUCCGAAGUUACAGGUCAAGACGUUGUUUGUACUAUAAAGAAUUCGGCAACAUUAGCAGGGUCAUUGUUCACUUUGCAUGCCUCUCAGGUUCAUAUUGAGUUGCCUACCCUCACAGAUAAAGACAAGGAGGUUAUAAGCACCUGGGGAGUAAAAAACAAAAUUGAUUUUCUAUCAUUGUCAUAUACUAGGCAUGCUGAAGAUGUUCGCCAGGCCCGUGAAUUCCUUUCUAAUUUAGGAGAUCUAAGGCAGACUCAUAUAUUUGCAAAGAUUGAAAAUGUUGAGGGAUUGACCCAUUUUGAUGAAAUUCUACAAGAAGCAGAUGGUAUUAUUCUUUCCCGUGGGAAUUUGGGCAUUGAUCUUCCCCCAGAGAAGGUAUUUUUCUUUCAAAAAUCAGCCCUUUACAAGUGUAAUAUGGCUGGGAAACCUGCUGUGCUUACACGCGUUGUGGAUAGCAUGACUGACAACUUAAGACCAACUCGUGCAGAAGCCACUGAUGUUGCCAAUGCUGUUUUAGAUGGGAGUGAUGCAAUACUACUAGGUGCUGAGACUUUACGUGGGUUAUACCCUGUUGAGACUAUUUCUACAGUUGGCAGAAUUUGUGCAGAAGCCGAGAAAGUUUUUAAUCAAGACCUUUAUUUUAAGAAAACUGUCAAAUAUGUUGGAGAACCCAUGUCCCACUUGGAAUCUAUUGCCUCUUCUGCGGUACGGGCAGCUAUUAAGGUGAAAGCUUCUGUUAUUAUUUGCUUCACUUCAUCUGGAAGGGCCGCAAGAUUGAUAGCAAAAUAUAGGCCAACCAUGCCAGUUCUCUCUGUUGUGAUCCCCCGACUCAAGACAAAUCAGCUGAAAUGGAGCUUUAGCGGAGCUUUUGAGGACCAACUGCCAACUCAUUUGUGGGAAAGCCUAUUUACAGUUAAUGCUAGGCAAUCACUUAUUGUAAGAUGUCUCUUUCCCAUACUUGCCGAUCCUCGACAUCCUGCCGAGUCAACUAGUGCCUCAAGCGAGUCUAUUCUAAAGGUUGCCCUUGAUCAUGGAAAAACAGCUGGGGUUAUAAAGUCGCACGAUCGUGUAGUUGUUUGCCAGAAAGUUGGUGAUUCAUCUGUGGUUAAGAUUAUCGAGCUUGAAGAUUAAGUGUUGCAUUGAUCUAACUACAGUACAAGCGUUUUGUUUUUUUGGUCUACUAAGAUUUUGGCAGUGGCAGAUCAUUCAGCUUCCACCUUUUGAGUUGUCUCCACCGGGUUUGCUGACUAGUUUAUAUUUUUGUGAUUGAAGCUGAAUGUUAGAAUAGUUAUAUACGAUAGUCUGUCAUAGUUAAAAAUCAGAGGAAGUUUUACUCAAAAGACAAUUUGAAAGGAAGAGUAGUUGUCUUACUGUUGUCAGCAGUGUGAAUGAAUCUAAUCAUCAACUAUUUUACCCCUGAA